AUGGAGUACACGUUCAGAGCAGUAACUCACAACCCUGGCAUCAUCGUCUGGCGAAUUGAGGUAAAAAUGGUGCUGGUACAAGUCCCAGAAAAAGCUCAUGGAAACUUCUAUGAGGGUGACUGCUACAUCCUACUCUCUACCCAGACAAUGGGCAGCUCUGUUUGGUAUGAUAUCCACUACUGGAUCGGCUCCCAGUCAUCUCAGGAUGAGCAGGGCGCAGCUGCUGUGUACACAAUUCAGCUUGAUGAGUUUCUGGGCUCCAGUCCAGUCCAGCAUCGAGAAGUUCAGUGUCAUGAGUCUGACACAUUCAGGGGCUACUUCAAACAGGGUAUAAUUUAUCAUAAAGGUGGAGUUGCAUCAGGCAUGAGACACACAGAAACCAACAGCUAUGACAUCGAGAGACUACUUCAUGUGAAAGGGAAGAGAAGGGUCACGGCCAUGGAGGUUGAGAUGAGCUGGCAGGGCUUUAACCUUGGAGAUGUGUUUUUGUUGGACAUUGGCAAGACCAUUAUUCAGUGGAAUGGACCGCAAAGUAACAAACAAGAAAGGCUAAAGGGCAUGCUGUUAGCUAAAGAUAUCCGAGACAGAGAAAGAGGAGGUCGAGCAGACAUAAAAAUAAUUGAAGGUGAUGCAGAGAAUAACUCCCCACAAUCCAUGGAGGUUCUGACACGCAUUCUUGGAGAAAGAACAUCUAAACUGACAACUGGACCUCCUGAUGACAAGGCUUGCCAGGACCAGAUGGUGCAGCUUUCCCUCUACCAUGUGUCAGAUGCUGAAGGUCAGAUGAAGGUCACAGAUGUUGGUACCAGGCCACUGGUUCAGGACCUCCUGAAUCAUGAUGACUGCUACAUCCUGGACCAGGGAGGACUGAAAAUCUUUGUUUGGAAGGGAAAGCAGGCAAACAAAGCAGAAAAACAGGCCGCCAUGUCCAGGGCUGUGGAGUUUAUUAAGCUGAAAAAUUAUCCAAUUACCACCAAUGUGGAAACGGUGAAUGAUGGGGCAGAAUCAGCUCUCUUCAAGCAACUGUUCCACAGCUGGACUGUCAAGGACCAGACUCAAGGUCUGGGCAGGAAAUAUACAAAGGGGAAAGUGGCAAAUGUCACACAGGAGAAAUUCGAUGCCACGCUGAUGCAUAAUAUGCCUGAGGUGGCUGCACAGGAGCGCAUGGUAGAUAAUGGCACAGGCCAGGUGGAGGUGUGGCGGAUAGAGAACCUGGAGCUUGUUCCUGUGGUUCCUCAGUGGCAUGGCUACUUUUUUGGAGGAGACUGCUACCUUAUUCUCUACACCUACAUGAUCCACAGAAAGGAGAACUACCUGCUCUAUAUAUGGCAGGGGCGUCAUGCUUCACAGGACGAGUUGGCAGCCUCAGCAUUUCAGGCUGUCGAGCUGGACCAGAAGUAUGGAGGAGAGCCAGUGCAAAUAAGAGUAGCCAUGGGAAAAGAACCGAGACACUUUAUGGCCAUGUUCAAGGGUAAAAUGGUCAUCUUUGAGGGCGGCACUUCUAGGAAGGGUGGUUCUGACCCGGAACCACCAAUAAGACUGUUCCAGAUCCACGGUUCCGACCCCUUCAACACCAAAGCCAUUGAGGUGCCGGCCCUGGCCCCUUCCCUCAACUCCAACGAUGUCUUUUUGCUGAAGAGCCAAUCAGCAAUGUAUGUUUGGUGUGGGAAGGGUUCAAGUGGAGACGAGAGGGCCAUGGCAAAGGAGAUCAGCUCUGUGAUAGGACGAAAUUGUAUCGGUGAGGAGACGGUAGCUGAGGGUCAGGAACCUACUGAAUUCUGGGAAUUGCUUGGUGGGAAAGCACCUUAUGCCAGUGAGAAGAGAUUACAACAGACUGUUUUAGACCACCCACCGCGUCUGUUUGAGUGCUCAAAUAAGACUGGCCGCUUUAUGGUAACAGAGGUGCCCCAGUUCACACAGGAUGACCUCACGCAGGAUGACGUCAUGCUACUAGACACAUGGGACCAGGUCUUUCUCUGGGUGGGUCACGAAGCCAAUGAAGUAGAGCGGAGGGAAGCGGUGGCAACCAGCCAGGAAUACCUGCGUACCCAUCCAGGGAGCAGGGACUCACACACUCCGGUCAUCUUAAUCAAGCAAGGAUAUGAACCCCCCACCUUUACCGGCUGGUUCACUGCCUGGGACCCUUACAAGUGGAGCAGAGGCAGAUCCUAUGAAGAGAUGAAGAGGGAGCUGGGAGAUGUAACAUCACCAAUUCAUGUUACAAACGAGCAGAAUUGUGUUGAGAAUGACAGCAGCUCCAACAUGUACCCACCCGAGGCUUUGAUUAACAAGCCUGCCAAUGAGCUGCCUGAGGGGGUUGACCCCACCCAUAAAGAGAAGCACCUCUCUGACCCGGACUUCAACAAGACAUUUGGGAUGUCCAGAGACGAGUUUGUGGGUCUUCCACAGUGGAAACAGUUACACAUGAAGAAAGACAAAGGCCUGUUUUGAGACGUUUCUCUCAAUGUCUGUAUUUUAUAAUAGUCCAUGUAGUUCACAUUAAAUGGGAGGUCAUCUUCACUUUCCCUAAUUCUUCAGAUGAAAUGACAAUGGUUAAUAUCUUAAAUGGUCAAAUAAUAAAUUAUGAAGUAAAAUUCUUGUGUAGAUUUGUAGACCAGAUUGUACAAUAAUGAACGGCUGCUUGUUACUGUUUAGGGACAUCCUCUAUAAAGUCUAUGUAGCGUAAUUUUGCGAAUGCUGUGUUCUGAAAACGUUCUUUCAUUAGUUUAAA
This is a messenger RNA of Lampris incognitus (smalleye Pacific opah), 2731 nucleotides long. RefSeq names its product advillin (gene avil). Bases 1 to 2451 code for a protein of 816 amino acids. NCBI's taxonomy places the organism in Eukaryota, Metazoa, Chordata, Actinopteri, Lampriformes, Lampridae. The transcript has 19 exons. Gene Ontology annotation, biological process: actin polymerization or depolymerization; barbed-end actin filament capping; actin filament severing. Gene Ontology annotation, molecular function: phosphatidylinositol-4,5-bisphosphate binding; actin filament binding. The record is from RefSeq and is a predicted model, not a curated record. Gene Ontology annotation, cellular component: actin cytoskeleton; cytoplasm.